AUGGUUGCGUCAUUUCUUGAAAAAUCUCAUAAUCUUAUUCUGAAUUUUCACUCCAUGUUCUCAUCUGUACAUAUGGUUGAAUGUACUAGAAGGUUUAAAUACCGGCCCGUGACAGAGCUCAGGGUCGGAUCCCCGCCGCCGUCUUCUCCCUCAUCGCAGAAAACACCUCCAAGCAGCUUCUUACAACUGAAACUAAGCAGAUUGAUUCUAUUCUUACUAAGUUGGAUCCUUCCUUCUUCUGCUCCACCACUUUCAAGCUUCAAGUUCAGGCCGGGUCCGGGUCUUCUGUUCUUCUUCAUUCUGAAAUUGUCCUCCCUAUUAAGGGGGACAGCUGAAAACAGUAACCUAAUAUAUCUUUGCCCAACAGAAUGCAUCCCUCAAAAGAUCGAGGUGGACAUUAGCAAUUUGGACAUUGGAGACCGGAUCUUUAUGAAAGAUAUUGAGGUUGAUCCGUCAUUGAAGCUUUUAAGUGGGAAUGAUACAAAACCUAUCUGCAAGAUUGUGGCUUCAGAAGUAGAAAAUCAGUUUGCAGGUAGGUGAAGGGGGUCGAUAAAUGAAUUGAUCCACUAGAUGCAUACCCUCUGAUGUCUGCAGCACUAGUAGCAAGCCUGAUUUAUUUUUUGGUUCAGACAGAUCAUUAUGUUGCUUGAGAUUUAAGUAUAGAGCCGACUUUUUCUUAUGUGAGCUAAGCUACUUCUGUAGAAGUUAAACAUGGAACUACUGUUGUUUACGCAUGAGGUUUUUAUUCUCAAAAGAAAUAUGUCUGUAAAAUUGUACCUGAUUUUUCUGUCCCCGGAUCAAUAUGUAGCAAGUUGAGACCUUAAAAUUUAUGCUUCUAAACAUAUCUCUU
Messenger RNA from Amaranthus tricolor (Joseph's coat), 850 nucleotides. RefSeq lists its product as uncharacterized. Gene Ontology annotation, molecular function: 5S rRNA binding. Gene Ontology annotation, cellular component: cytosolic large ribosomal subunit. Lineage: Eukaryota; Viridiplantae; Streptophyta; Magnoliopsida; Caryophyllales; Amaranthaceae. The transcript is spliced from 5 exons. The record is from RefSeq and is a predicted model, not a curated record. Gene Ontology annotation, biological process: translation. Bases 1 to 540 code for a protein of 179 amino acids.